This is a messenger RNA of Daucus carota subsp. sativus, 1386 nucleotides long. Its product is annotated as GDSL esterase/lipase At1g29670-like. The record is from RefSeq and is a predicted model, not a curated record. NCBI's taxonomy places the organism in Eukaryota, Viridiplantae, Streptophyta, Magnoliopsida, Apiales, Apiaceae. The transcript has 5 exons. Gene Ontology annotation, molecular function: hydrolase activity, acting on ester bonds. The coding region runs from base 125 to 1231 and encodes 368 amino acids.
AGUAUUCCAAGAAAAAUGAAGGAGUCGAGAAAACUUAAUCUAUAUAUAUGCUAUUUCUUAUACACCUGAUCAUCAAUAAAACAUUCUUCAUCUUAUUAUAAGAUCAUCCGGAAGUUGUUAAUCAAUGGGAUCUUUUACCAACGCAUGCAAUAUUUCAUUGAUCUUUUCAGUAAUAUGGAUGUUGCAAAUGUUGAUUACUACUGGCGCUGAGCCACAAGUGCCAUGCUACUUCAUUUUCGGAGACUCCCUGGUGGAUAAUGGCAAUAACAAUAAUCUUGUUACCGAAGCCAAAGUGAACUACCCUCCUUAUGGUGUUGAUUUUCCAGGCGGAGAGGCAACCGGAAGGUUCAGCAAUGGCGAAAACACUGCGGAUAUCAUAGGUAAGCUUCUAGGUUUUACUAAUUACACUCCUCCACACGCAACAGCAAGUGGCCGGGGAAUCGUGAAGGGAAUAAAUUAUGGCUCCGGAGGAGCUGGAAUUCUUACUGAAACCGGACGAAACCUGGGUGGACGUAUUACCUUAGACCUACAGUUAUCUCAUCACCGAAGUACAGUUUUUAAAAUUAUUGGUUUACAGGGAGGCAAUGACACUUAUACCAAACACUACUUGAGCAAGUGCAUUUAUACAGUUGGAAUGGGAAAUAACGAUUACAUUAACAACUAUUUCAUGCCUGACAAGUAUAAUACAAGCAAGAUAUAUACACCAGAACAAUACGCAGAUGUCCUUAUUCAAAAAUACACCAAACAGCUCCGGACUUUAUACACUUACGGAGCUAGAAAAGUUGCUGUUUUUGGACUUGGUCUAAGUGGCUGUACACCAGCAAAGAUUUCCACGUUUGGCGCAAAUGCAUCAGGGUGUGUGGACAAGAUUAACGCUGCAGUUGCAUUGUUCAAUGACAGACUCAAGCCAUUGGUUGAUGGCCUGAACAAGAAUUUAACAGAUGCCAAGUACAUCUAUAUUAACACUACUAAUAUUUCUCUAGGAGAUCCCAGUUCAGCUGGGUUCACCGUAUUUUUGUCCCCAUGCUGCACAGCAUCCGUAGAUUUCGGAAAAGGACAAUGUAAGCCAGACCAACCUCCAUGUAGCGACCGCGGUAAAUAUAUAUUCUGGGAUGAAUUUCAUCCGACAGAGAAGGCCAAUAUGGGGACUGCGUCAAGAUCCUACAUGGCUGCCUCUCCGUUGGACUCCUACCCUAUGGAUAUCCGCACCCUGGCGUUGUUAAAAUUAUAAGCUCCGGAAUGACCAAGCCGUUGAAUAUAAUGUUUAUUGAAGGCUAGAAAUAAUAACUCAAUGUCCCCCGUAAGAUGUCAUCACUCUCUCGUUAAUUAGACAUGUCGUUCGACCUUUUAAACUUUUAGAGCAAUAAACCGGGCUUGGCGCGUUCC